GCACUCAUUGACUAAGAAUGAGAAAAUGAUGGGUACUAUGAUACAACACAUGUUAGCCAAAUCAGGGUUCCGGACAUCAGUUUCAGAUGUGGGACAGUUUAUUGAAUUUUUAAGAAAGGCUAGCCCUUGGUUCGUUGAGGAAGGCUCCUUGACUUUGGAGGAAUGGAAGAGAGUGGGGAAAGAAAUGCGUAAAUAUGUACAGACUCAUGGUGAAAAGACUCUGCCCCCUCAAGCAUUUCAAUUGUGGUUUCAUUUGAGGGAUCUCUUGUCAGAGACAACCCCGUUUCAGGGACUCUGCAGAGAAACCGCUUCUGAUCAGGGGGAAUCCCCUAUUUAUGCAGAAGUAGGCCAGGAGGAAGGAGAAGAGGGAGAGUAUAUGCCGCUCACUGCCUCUGCUCCUCCUCUGCAGUAUAGCACUAUAGAGGACAAUAAUGGUGAUUGGGGUCUUGAUGAUCAACAAGCAGAGCAGGAAUGGGAAGAUGAUCAUCGGGAUCAUUCUGAUAAUCCCCAAUCUUUUGAGGUGCUUAGCGCUGCGGCCAGUCAGCGGCCCGUGCCAAAACCCAGGAAGCAUCCUCCUCUGCCACCUGUUGGCUUCCAAGGGGCCAUGGCAGAGGCACGAAGGACGGGGGACGCCUCUUUUGGGGUCUUUCCUGUUACAGAACCAUGGGAUGAUGAGGGUCCUGUAUGGGAGCCCCUCUCAUUAAAGGUGUUAAAAGAAUUGCAGUCUGCAGUAAAGAGUGUUGGGGCUUCUGCUCCCUACACACUGCAAGUAGUGGAUGUGGUUGCCAGCUCUUGGUUAACACCCUAUGACUGGAUGCAAACCGCAAAAGCCACUCUCAGCCCUGGGGAUUAUAUCCUCUGGAGGACUGAGUAUGAAGACAGAAGUAAAGAAACUGUGGUACAAUCCCUCAGAAAACGUGGCCCUAAGCCCACUAUGUCAAUGCUUAUGGGGACAGAGGAUUACACCACCCCACAAUCUCAGACCAAGAUACCUAGAGAUAUCUUGCAGUUGAUAACAACCAACGCCGUACAAUCAUGGCGUAAGAUUCCUCCUCAGGGAACCAAAGGAGGAGCAUUGGCUAGCAUUAGGCAAGGUACUGAAGAGUCUUAUCCAGAGUAUAUAGCUAGACUUGAGGAAGCUAUUUCUAGAAUGCUCCUCCCUCUGAGGGAACGGACAUUCUUUUGA
This is a messenger RNA of Peromyscus leucopus (white-footed mouse), 1186 nucleotides long. Its product is annotated as endogenous retrovirus group K member 8 Gag polyprotein-like. Gene Ontology annotation, molecular function: structural molecule activity. The record is from RefSeq and is a predicted model, not a curated record. Lineage: Eukaryota; Metazoa; Chordata; Mammalia; Rodentia; Cricetidae. The coding region runs from base 26 to 1186 and encodes 386 amino acids. Gene Ontology annotation, biological process: viral process. The transcript has a single exon.